Messenger RNA from Sphenostylis stenocarpa, 489 nucleotides. The record is from the annotation of a GenBank genome assembly. NCBI's taxonomy places the organism in Eukaryota, Viridiplantae, Streptophyta, Magnoliopsida, Fabales, Fabaceae.
AUGGGGCAAGGGUACUCAAUGUGUUCAAAGGAAACCUUGAUGGCAAGCAUUGACAACAAUUCAAACAUGUCCAUUGUUACAAGACUGGGAGCACAAGCAGAGUUGAAAUACAAGCUGUUUAGUUCAAGGGGUCAUCUCAGGUCCGAGUUCAAAGGGAUCACCUGCUCUGACCUCGACAACUUGAUAAAACUGGCAACAAAGGAAAUCAACACAAGUCUAAGCUUUGAUCCCUACCAUACCUUUUGGCUUAAGGUGCUGCAAGAGUUGCAAUCAAUGAAAGAUGAAUUUGCUCCAAAUGUUACAUCUGAAGGUGAUGGUGCUGUUAUUCCAAUUCCCAUUCCCAUUCCUAAUCCACAUGCAGGUGGUACGGUUGUGAGCAACAGUGGUGAACAAAACUUGAGAGGACUUGUGAAUCAAAGUGGGUAUGUUUCAGGAUAUGCUAAUGGAGCCAUUAUUUCUUUUCUUGAUUGUAAAUUUUCACACAAGUAA